Messenger RNA from Musa acuminata AAA Group (dessert banana), 2899 nucleotides. RefSeq lists its product as uncharacterized. Gene Ontology annotation, cellular component: mitochondrial intermembrane space. Gene Ontology annotation, molecular function: phosphatidic acid transfer activity. Lineage: Eukaryota; Viridiplantae; Streptophyta; Magnoliopsida; Zingiberales; Musaceae. The record is from RefSeq and is a predicted model, not a curated record. The transcript is spliced from 2 exons. Gene Ontology annotation, biological process: phospholipid transport. Bases 216 to 785 code for a protein of 189 amino acids.
CCGAGUCGACCCGAGUGACUCUAUGCCUUUCUCCUCCGACCGUCUCUCUCUGUCUUCAGAUGCAUAUGUAAAACCCCAUCUUCCAUUUUUGAUCUCUUCUUCUUCCUCCUCACUACGCCCUCGCCGCCGCACAACCCUAAGCUCCUCGGCUUGUCACAGAAGCCUAAUCUCCGUUCCGCCUGAAACCUAAGGUCCGCCCCCUCCGGUGCCGCCCGAUGGUCCGCGCGUACACACAGGAUCAUGUGUACCACCACCCGUGGGACCGCGUGACGACGGCCGCCUGGCGCAAAUUCACGGAUCCGGACACCCCGGCCCUCCUCUCCCACAUCGUCGACGUCCACACCCUCCACCGCCGCCUCGACCCCGCCUCCGGCCGCCUCCACGCCGUCCGCUCCAUCACCGUCCGGUCGCCACCCCUCCCCUUCAUCCUCCGCCGGAUCCUCGGCCAGGAUGCCGUCGUCUGUCACUGCGUCGAGUCCACGGUGGUCGACGCACGCGGGCGGUCCAUGGAGAUCGUGGUCCGCAACGCCAGCCUCCGUGGCCUGCUCGAGGUGGAGGAGCGGUCCACCUACCGGCCCCACCCGGACCUGCCGGAGGGGUGGACCGCCUUCCGGCAGCAGACCAGCAUUCGGUGCAAGCCGCUCUCGGCGCUUGCGGCCGUCGCCGAGAAGGUGGAGCAGCGGUGCGCCGAGAGGUUCCAGCAGAACAGCGUCAAGGGGAGGGAGGUCGUCGAGAGGAUCUGCAAGUAUCUGGAGGCCGAGGCCUCCGCGGCCAUUUCUUGCUGAUGCCGUGCAAUCUGUGAAGGGACAAACACGAGACAAAGGUUAUGAUGCUGGCUGUGGAUCUAUGGAUUACUCAAGGAUAGGUAUGAGUGAGUUCCUUACAACUGGUUUCGAAAUAUUUUUGCAUGUUUUCACUUCCACUUCUUUCUGGGUUACCCUUAAAUGGCUAAAGUGCUGAUGAGAAUCUCCUGUUAGAUUGGACUAUAUUCCUUGUGCAACCCCAUUCAUGUUCUUCUACAUAUUAGAUGCCCAUAUAAUUAUGAAAGAAAUGGUCUUACAUAGAUGGUAUGUCACAGUUCAGAUAACUAUAACUGAUUUAUCAACCUUAUCGAACUUUCCAUUUUAAGCUAGUGUUAAUGGUAGUAGACUUGUCUAGUCUUUAUUAGUUGAUUGGUCGUCUUUCAUUACAAGCUUUCUCACUUAGUAUUUUAAUAUUCUCAUGUAAACAAAAAUAACUCAAAAUCAAAAUAUAACAUGGUGCAUGUAAGUUGUAGUUCAAUUGUGACUUCACACAUCGUGAUGAAUCGUCAAGUUAGGAUCAAAAGUCCUUUCUUACUUAAAUAUCUUAUCAUGUUUAGUACUAGGUUAGUUAUGAUAUCAUUUUAUGAUAAUUCACUUGAUGAGAUAACAGAUCUACUAACUUUAUUAAGCUUUAAUCACUAUCAUAAAAUGCUUAAGAUCAAAUUAGUGUUUGUAAACCCAUCUAGUGCUGUACUUAGAUUACCACCUCAACUACAACUCAGAACUUAGUUUCAAAAUAAACCCAGCACUUAUAGUUUUGGAUAAUCUUGAAUAAUAUCCCCCAAUGAAUUAGCAUGUAGGCUUGAACUAACAAGCUAUUUGAUUGCCUAGAAAUCUAUGCCAUCUGUAAAUUUAAUUAGAAGUAAUUUACUUACAAAUACUUGAUUGCAUACAAUAUAUCAUUUGCAGCAUAUACAUACAAUUACAUAUUUACAUGCUGCAACAUUAUUGUGAUCUAAACUUCGGCAUGUUGCAUUCUCCUUGGAUGGUGUACAGCUAAAAAGUGAAUGUGGGUUCUCUUCCUUCCAUCAUACUAGUAAAAUUUGCUAUUUGCUGUGAAAUAACUUCAUAUCAUUAAGCAAGAAAAUAUGACCAAAUACAAUUAAUUACCUCAGUGUCCAAAUGGGCUCCCCACCUUGUACAAGUGCUUAGAACAGUGCCCAAGUAAACCAUAUAGAAACUUCACAUUCCCAGAGAAGACCAAACUCUCCAAACCAAUCAAGAAAUCCUUUGCAAACAUAGAAUAACAUAACAGUGUACAUGCUAAAUAAUAGUUUAAUAAUAAUAGUGCAAAAUGUGCAUUAAGAACAUGCUCAAUGUAACAAUUUUCAUCAUCCUUGCUGAGAUAGGUCAGCUCCAUGGAUGUUACUCUUGCAUCAUAGCCCCAAAUUCAUGUGUUCCAGGACAAGAGCUACUAUAUUGGUGUGCAGUGGUCUUCCUGCUCAAGAAUUUAUUUCAUUCAGAGCUGACGCAGUCCUCACCACUUGAAAGGUCCAUAUCAUGGGACAUCAGUCAUCACACCACAGCAGGCCACACCCAUUGCCAUUAACUCAUUGCAAUGGCCCCACUGUUAUCUAAAAGAGCCCUUUGAUGGGAUUAGGAUUUCUCUUCUUCUCUGGGAGAUCAGAUCAUGUAAUUUGAAGUGGUAGUAGAGCAAGACUACAUCAAUUUGAUCAGUGUUCAUUUUACCUGUCAGGUAAAGAAGAUAAUUUGAAGAGGGAAAGUACAUUGCAAUCCCCUGCUUAAGGUUUGGACUUAGUGGGGAACGUGCUUGAGCACAAAAGACCACCGUGUUGUCAUGUUCUUCGAGUGGGUUGUGUCUUUGUGUCUGUGAUCAUUAAGCCCAUAGACUUAUUUCAUGGCUGACACCUUCAGAAAGAACUUGGAUGAAGGAUGUUGUGGCUCUUGGAGAUCUCUUGUCCAUCGACGCUGGAUGGGCUGCAGCAUUUGGUCAUCAAACAACAACAUCCACCGCAGAUUAAGAGCAUGACAAUUGAAUCAAUCACGGGUAGCUUCCAGCCAAAAACAUUUCAUGUGCAUUGACUUGCCACUUCCUAUGGUUUAGACUUCAGAGGGGAGAAAAAGGAAAAAAGAAA